Myxocyprinus asiaticus (Chinese sucker) is the source of this 1876-nucleotide messenger RNA. It is a transcript of the gene mob1a, whose product is annotated as MOB kinase activator 1A. Gene Ontology annotation, cellular component: nucleus; cytoplasm. The record is from RefSeq and is a predicted model, not a curated record. Gene Ontology annotation, biological process: hippo signaling; positive regulation of protein phosphorylation. Bases 370 to 1122 code for a protein of 250 amino acids. Gene Ontology annotation, molecular function: protein kinase activator activity. The transcript is spliced from 5 exons. Lineage: Eukaryota; Metazoa; Chordata; Actinopteri; Cypriniformes; Catostomidae.
AGGCAGAGGGUGCUUCAAUUUUUAAUUAGGCUACUAUAGUUUUAUAAGUAACUGUUUGGUAAUUUUAGUAGUAAUUACCAAACAAUUGUAAAUGCAUGUGCAUGAGACGUUUCUUCUGUAUGCUACCUAAUGUGCAACUAAGCAUUUUACUCGCUUAUUUUAUUUGGGUACAGCGCACUCUCUGAACCAAUCGCUGACACUUCCUGAGUAAAAUAAUUUGUAUACGCCUACUUGUUUUACGGGCUGUGUAAACCUCGAACUUCAAAGAACACUUAUUUAUGGUGUUUAAUGGCCUUUGAUAGUUAAUCUUAUCCUGGAUUUCUAAUUCGUUUAGCCUUCUGACAACUUUUUUGAAGAAAAGAACCGAAGAUGAGUUUCUUAUUUGGAAGUCGUUCAUCAAAGACAUUCAAGCCAAAGAAAAAUAUUCCAGAGGGCUCUCACCAGUAUGAAUUGCUAAAACAUGCCGAGGCUACUUUAGGAAGUGGCAAUCUUCGAGCUGCUGUGAUGUUACCAGAGGGAGAGGACCUUAAUGAAUGGAUUGCUGUCAAUAGUGAGUUUGUGUAUGGAUUGAUUUUGAAGAAGAAAAGGAUUCAACCAUGUUUAUAUCAAAGGGUACAUCUAAUGUUUAUGAAUUUUUUAUUUAUUUUUUCAGCUGUGGACUUCUUCAACCAGAUCAACAUGCUUUAUGGCACAAUCACUGAGUUCUGCACAGAAAUCAGCUGCUCUGUUAUGUCUGCGGGGCCCAGGUACGAAUAUCACUGGGCAGAUGGCACCAACAUAAAAAAACCCAUUAAGUGUUCUGCCCCCAAGUAUAUUGACUACUUGAUGACCUGGGUUCAGGAUCAGCUGGAUGAUGAAACCCUCUUCCCUUCUAAGAUUGGUGUUCCAUUUCCAAAGAACUUCAUGUCAGUGGCUAAGACUAUUCUGAAGCGUCUGUUCAGAGUGUAUGCUCAUAUUUACCACCAGCAUUUUGACUCUGUCAUGCAGCUCCAGGAGGAAGCCCACCUUAACACUUCCUUCAAGCAUUUUAUAUUUUUUGUACAGGAGUUCAAUCUCAUCGAUCGUAGAGAGCUGGCACCCCUGCAGGACCUUAUUGAAAAACUGGGCAGCAAGGACAGAUAGACAUUGAUAAUAUCACCACAUCAGUCAGCCUUAACACUUUUAGCACUGCUGAAAGCCUUUCCUUUUUUUCUUUUCAUGUCCUAUCUUUGGAAUCUGCAUUGCUAUUUGUGCACACUGAUUGUCUUUGCAACAUCCCAAUUGAGCUUCUUGAAAGCUCAUAGAAUGGGUCCAUUGUUUCUUGGUUUGUGUAAAGUAUUUUGUUUUCUGUCUGUCGAUCUUUUCAGUAUUACAUUGUAGACUUUAUUUUGAGCUGUACUGAUCAGAAUUGAGUUUUUAUGGAAGUGAAACAAAAACCAGGAUUUUGUCAAACCAUACAUGCAUUAAUGCUUUCAUGGUGUUGAAAAGGUUUGGAUCUAUUUGUGGUGUAUUUUUGUAAUAUUGCAUACUGUUUUUAAUAUUUUUGUUUUGUAAAAUUUGAAUUUUUUUUUUUUUAUUUUUUUUUUCAAUAAUGUGAUUCAGCACUGAAUUUUAUUACAAGGCCUGUGUUAGGAUUUUAAGAAAUAUAAAUGGUUAUUUCUGAUGCUUAAAACCCCUUUUUAAUUGUAGGUUAAUUUUAGAGAUUAAUGUGAGACCAUUUACCUUGUUACAUUUUACAGAUUAAGUACUGAGUUUUCAUAGCAGGAGAGAUUAAAUGCAGGCAUGUCUGCAUUCCUGCAAUAUAUAUUUAUUUGUUGUCUAAAUAAUUGUCUACUAUAUCCAGAAUCAGAUUUUCUAGAGGAAAUGUUGGUUGUAACCAAUAAAGUUUGUAAAGAUU